Mus musculus (house mouse) is the source of this 10952-nucleotide messenger RNA. It is a transcript of the gene Eepd1, whose product is annotated as endonuclease/exonuclease/phosphatase family domain containing 1. Gene Ontology annotation, cellular component: plasma membrane. Bases 546 to 1478 code for a protein of 310 amino acids. The transcript is spliced from 3 exons. Gene Ontology annotation, biological process: positive regulation of cholesterol efflux; DNA repair. Gene Ontology annotation, molecular function: DNA binding; catalytic activity. The record is from RefSeq and is a predicted model, not a curated record. Lineage: Eukaryota; Metazoa; Chordata; Mammalia; Rodentia; Muridae.
ACGUGCCGCGGGGAGGCGGGAGGAGGAGUUGGCGCGGAGGAGGCGUGGCUGUGCGGGCGAAGGCGCGGGCGGGCGGCGGGACCUGACUUCAGCUGUGACACCCACGGCGAGCGGCCGUGGUGGCGCGCGGCGCGAGGUUCAGGACGCGCUCCGCCGCCUCUCGCACCCGAGUUAGGCGCCGGGCUUUGCCUGGAUUCAAGCAGCUACGACGCGGCUAGUCCUGGUGCAGCAUCGGGGGCCGAAUUUCGCCGCGGCUACUGUCGCUCAGGAGCAAUUCUGCCUGCUCCGGGAAAGCGGCACUGAGAGUUUCCCUGGGAGAAAGAACCGGGACGCGCGCGUAGAGCCACAGGGGACCGGGAACCGAUCCGACCGAGCGGCGGAGAGGUGGCCCAGCAAAAGGUAAUUUUGGACACUAGCCAUGGAAGAUUUGAUGUUUGUCUGCAGCAACUUCCUCGACCCUUAAGUCCUGUAACCUCCCGUUCUUUUGUGCCUAUCAAGGCUCCCGGGUUUCUUCUCUAUCCAGAGUUAUUCUGUUGUGGUUGGCCAUGGGGAGCACACUGGGCUGCCAUCGCUCUAUCCCCAGAGAUCCCUCGGACCUGUCACAUAACCGCAAGUUCAGCGCUGCCUGCAACUUCAGCAACAUCCUGGUGAAUCAGGAGCGGCUAAAUAUCAACACUGCCACUGAGGAGGAACUGAUGACUCUGCCUGGGGUGACACGUGCAGUGGCCCGAAGCAUCGUGGAAUACCGAGAAUAUAUCGGCGGCUUCAAAAAGGUGGAAGAUCUGGCACUUGUCAGUGGUGUAGGGGCCACCAAACUGGAACAGGUCAAGUUUGAGAUCUGUGUGAGCAGCAAGGGUAACUCUGCACAGCACUCUCCCAGUUCCCUGAGGCGGGAUCUUCUGGCUGAGCAGCAGCCUCAUCACCUGACCACCACUGUGCCCCUCACUCCUCGAGUCAAUAUCAACACAGCCACCCUUGCUCAGCUCAUGAGUGUCCGGGGCCUCAGCGAGAAGAUGGCCCUCAGCAUCGUGGACUACCGCAGGGAACACGGUCCUUUUCGAAGUGUUGAGGACUUGGUGAGAAUGGAUGGAAUCAAUGCAGCCUUCCUGGACAGAAUAAGACACCAGGUGUUCGCAGAGAGGUCCAGGCCCCCAUCAACCCACACCAAUGGGGGUCUUACCUUCACUGCCAAGCCUCAUCCCAGUCCCACAUCUCUGAGCCUGCAGAGUGAGGACUUGGACCUGCCACCAGGGGGGCCCACGCAGAUUAUCUCCAUGAGGCCCUCGGUGGAGGCCUUUGGAGGUAUGAGGGAUGGGCGACCUGUGUUUAGGUUGGCCACGUGGAACUUACAGGGCUGCUCUGUGGAGAAGGCCAAUAACCCGGGGGUUCGAGAGGUGGUGUGCAUGACGCUUCUGGAAAACAGAGUUCUCCAACUGAUGUUGAUUUGUGCGUAUUCCCAACCAGCCCUUGUUUCCUGAAGAUUCUAUUUUGGUCCAGCCAUUACCUGAUUAAGCUGUUAGGCCUGGCCUUUGAUUGUGAGGCUGCCCAAAAGUCCUGAAAUGGAGCGUUUCACCAGGGGACUGCUGCCCUGCCUGUCUGCAUCUCCUGCAUCCUGCUCUGGUUGGGAUCUGCAGUCUUCUUUGCUGAUGGAACUCUGGAGGGUCGGUCACAUUAGUACUUUCUCAAUUCAGGCUAAAAGCAUGGGCUCUAAGGGAGAAGUUUAAGGGAGACUGUUUUCUAGAAUAUUGAUUCAGUAACUGGUUCAAAGAAAACCUCUCCUAAAGCUGCUUGAGCAAAUUAGUCUGACUUACAUGUAAAAAAAAAACCCUUUUAAAGAAAUUAAGUUUUGUUUUUGGUUUUUUUUUUUGUUUGUUUGUUUGUUUUUUUUUUUUUAAAUAAAAUAACCAGUUUCAUCAUGGUGGUAUCCCGAGUGCGUAACGUGCAUGCUAACAGUCAUCCCCUUCCCGCUCCCUGCCAUUAGUCUCUUGUCUUCCCACUGCUGUCUCCAUUUCUCUUCCCAAACAGCUCUGUUGUACAGCGUCACUUCUCUAACAGCAAUCUGGAUCCAACAUUUGAGAGGAAACAUGUUUGCCUUUAUGCGUUGGUUCAUUUCUUUUGAUCUCCAUCUCCAUCCAUUUUUUCCCCCCUGCAAAUGACACAAUUUCCCUUUCUGUUAUUUUAAGUAAAAAAAAAAAGUAAAACAGUGUUCUGUGGUCUGAAAGCGCCGAUGACUGGCUGUGCUGUGCUGGCCUGAAGCUGUGGACGCCCUUUCCUCUUCUCGUUUCUCUGUAGGAGCCUUCACAGCUGCAGAUCCUGGUGUCCCUCUGCCAUUUGUUCUGUUAAAGCAAUGAUCUUAAACCAUAAAGUCUCACUCUGAACAGCACACUAUUCCACGCCUGUCUCUCCAUAGGGCCUGGAGCUUUUAUGCCUGUUUGGUAGCAGUGCGUCUGCUGAGACCAGAAACUGAUAAUUAACACUGGACUUGCUGUGGCUGAGGCGUGAGCCUAGCCCUUGUCACCUGUGGCCAUCUCUAUCCCUGUCUAAUGGACAGAAAAGGGAUUGCUCAGCUAAGCCUAGACCUCUGCCAGGGUCACAUGGCUUUUAAGUAGUGGGGUCUGAAUUACAGUCGCAGCAGUUGGUGAAAAAGUACCUGUCAGUCACUAAUCCUCCUUGCGGACUACCCGCUGCUCUUCUGCUCCGAGCUCUUUCAGCUCAGCGUGUGGAUGAUGCUCAGCAAAGCCAUCAUGUGUGUGAGUGCAUGUAUUUGCUCUGGCCUUGGCUUCUUCAAAGUGGAGCAAGGAUAUUUGCAAAGCAAACUGGGUGUAAGAUACUGUAUGUAUAUAUUUUUUAUGACUUUUGAGCCUUUUAUAUUUAUUGAUCUUGCCCACACCUUUUUUUUUUUUUUUUUUUUUUGGACAACAGUUUCUUCCAUAAUCUGUUUUUGUAGGAUCUAUCCAAACAUUCGUCUUCAUUUUCUUAGGAACAACUUCUCUUCCUGUUCACACUUCUUGUUUGUGAGUUGGUGUCAUGUUUUAGGGGUAGUAGUAGUGUGUGCAACUGGCAUUAGCAGUCUCAAGGCAGAUACAGUUGGCUCCCGGCAAGCACAGGACGCCCAUAGGCGUGGCUGAUCCACUCAGGAAUGUUCAAUGUACUAUGGAUUUCCCAAGUCUGCAACAACAGAGGAAGAGCCCAGUGUGGUGGGUCUUUUGAAUUGAAGUUGCUGGGAAAAACAAACAAACAAAAAAAUCAAUCCUCUUUGGCGUGUGUAAAAUCACUAGUACGUGUAGAUGAAUCUCAAAACACAAAAGCCAGAUAUAGUGGCACAUGCCUGUCAUUCUAGUAUUUGGAAGGCAGAGGUAAGAGAAUUGUGAAUUUGAGGUACAGCCCCAUCUCAAAGAAAACAAAAUAAAACAAAACCCCAAUCAAAUAAAAACAAAACAAAAUAAACCUUGGUACCUGUGCCCAAGAGAGUGUUGCAGGGUGUGGAGAGUGUUGACUCCUAGCAGUAACUGAAGGUGUCAGCCGCCCAUCAUUCUCCCCCUAAGGGUGACGCAAAAGAUGUGGCUGGAUAUAAACUCACAAGGUGAUCACUUUAGUGUAUCCCUUCCCCCUAAAUUAUUCAUUUCAGCUCUCAGAAAGGUAAACAGAAAUGGACUUUCAUUUUUUAUUUUAUUUUAUUUUUCUUUGACUUAGGACAUGUAUGGGUCAUGACUUUAAAUCAGUGGUUCUCAGUGGGUCUCGAUCCCCUGAGGUUGAACUCCCCUUUCACAGGGGUCACAUAUCAGAUAUCUGGUAUAUCAGAUAUUUACAUUACGAUUCAUAACAGUAGCAACAUUACAGUUAUGAAAUAGCAAUUAAAUAAUUUUAUGGUUGGGAGAUUCAUAAAGGGGUCACAGCAUCAAGAACGUGGACAACCACUGUUUUAGAAUUUUCUGCUUGUGUAACCUGUGAAUUACUCUGGGGAUAAGUGUUUGAGGAAGAAGGCUGCAUUUGAUGUCUUAUAAAGCAUUUUCCUAAGUUUUAAAGUUUUCACAGUCUUUUUAAAUUGUUCUGAAUGGAAUUUUAAUUUUGAAAAUUUUUGAUUUUUUAAAUUUUUUUUUUAUGUAGAAUAUGGAUGAGAUCUCCCAGUGACUGAGGGGAACAUUUUAGUGUGUGUGAACUGCACUGAACACAGUCAAACAGCAGGCAAAAUGGUGAUGAUCUUGUAUUAUGGUAGUUUUGACGAUUCCACAUUUAAUAAUAAAAAUAUAAGCCGUUGUCAGAUACUGCUAGUUUUGACGUAGAAGAGUUUCUAACUCUAGGGUAAACUUAACUGAAGAGCAUGUAAGAUGAUGGCUCAAAGUGUCACUUAUCUAUGAAAAGGGAGACUUUACUUGAAAAGAGCCAGACAAAUCAAGGCACAGAAAUAACUCUGGGAGGCAAGAGUACAUGACUGUCUUAAUAGAUUUCACAUAUAGUAUUAUAUUUAUUUAAUCGUUUGAAACAGGGUCUCGUGUAGUCCUGGCUCGCCUAGAACUUUCUAUUUAGAUCUGGCUUCAAAUUCAGAGAUCUGCCUGCUUCUAUCUUUUGAAUGCUGGAAUAAGAGUCAUGUGCCACCACACCCGGCUCAGAAACAGUGUUUGUGUUCAUCAAAAUCACUGUCUUGGGCCAGGAGGGUGGCACGGUAUGGAGUCUGAGGCAGGAUUGUGUCCAGGAAUUCUGAGCGCCAUGCUGAGACCCUGUAGUAUCUUAAGGCCAGCCUUUCUCCAAUAGUAAAAAUCAAAACAGAAAGAGAAGGAAGGAAAGGAGGAGGCCUGAAGGGUGUCUGGGUGAUUCUUUAAUUAGUCAAUUCUGUUGGUAGGAGUUGAAUACUUAGAUGUAAACGUUUCUUCUAAAUUGUAGAAAUCCCUUCUAUUCUGAAGUUUUAUUCACUGGGAAGGAAAGUGACCGCUGUUUUCUGCCAAGUACCUGGAAUUCUGAGAAAGAGGAGCAAUCAUUUCUGUAGAUAGGGUAUGUAUUAGUCAAGAAGGUUACCUUAAUAGACUACUGUGGACCAGGUGGCCCAAACAACUGGAAUUCCUUUUCUCAUUGCUGGGGCGAGAGACUACUACAGUAGGUGAUUUAACAGUAGUCUUUGUUUUAUGUUUUCCUGAGGUUUGGUCUCUGCCUGGUAGCUAACCUCCAUCUUCCAUUGUUUCUGCAUGGCUCUUCUACCUAUCCAAAUCCAAAUUUCCUCUCCUUGUGAAGACAAAAGCCAUAUUGGAUGGAGGGAUAUUUCAUUUUGUAGAUUCGGAGGUACUAUGGGUUGGGGCUUAGCUGGUGAAAUUUGAGGCGACAUUAGCAUUCAGUGUGUAAGAAGAUAAUUUAGGAAGACUUGCCUAAUGUGUCUUUCUUGGCCAUUUGUGAGGAAGAUACAUCUCUGAAGUUUUCUGCUGAGAUAAUUUCAGAGUAUCCAGUGUACAGCUUAAAACUGACAUCCAAUUCAUGGGGUGACAGCGUUCUUAUGAGCCACAGUAGGUCUGGCCUAGCUUUUUGGGAGCUGUGGUUAGGUUCCCCUGCACUGCCCUUCAGAGGUGCCGGUGUAGGCACCCUGCUGGAAAAACCUGCCUUGCCCUGAAGCCUUGUGGUCCACCUCCACUCCCAGGCAGCAUCCUCCAGUCGGCUGACUGGGUGCUUGCCCUUAGCUCCAGAUAAUAUUGAUGCUUGAGCUUGGCAGAGCUCAGACCCUAACUUCAGGUAGGGAGUUAGUGUCUGUCUGCUGUUUAGAACUUUGUGUCCUUUAGAUCUGCAGUGAGAAGGCGAGUCCAGAGUGCCUGUCAUAGAGCCAACACAAGCCAAGCUUUCUCUGACUUUUGUUAUUAAGUGCCCAGUUGUGGGCUCUCAUCCAGAUCUCCCCCAUCAUAGCAGGUCCUGCACUGCGAUUGCACGCGGAUGCCAUCCACCCUCCUAGACUGAAGGUUUUGCAAGGGGAGGGGCUGGGUUCUGAGUCAUAGUUUUGGCACAGCAGCACUAGAAAAUUCAUAGCAAGAAUAUGAUAGUCAUAUUUAUUAUUUAAUUUGAUUCAAGUGCUAUUGUAAGCAUUUUAUAUUCAGUAACUAACUUCAUUCUCACACCAGCGAGUGACUACCGAUGUCCACUAUACACGUGAGGACUUCCUUGAAGUAUGUAAGCACGCUUGCAGAAGUCACUCGGCUGCUGAGGAGGGAGCAGGCCCUGGCUCCUUUAUGGAUUAGAGAAUCUGAAAAUGAUGAGAGCCCACAUCAGGCCCAGGACGGGACAGUUCUAUACCCAGAGAGGCUGUAGAGACAGCAUGAGUUGUGGGAAGGGACCAUGUGUCUUUGAGAGAGCUCAAGGUGGUUGUCAUUCCAUUGGGUGCCAGCCAGGAAGUCACCCAGUCUGUCACAGUGAGGCCAGCAGUGCUGGGCUGUAUGGCAGCUGGGUUUGUUUUGAAAUUGAAAUACAUUUUUCACCUUAUGCAGCUCGUUGCAGUAAAGUGAUGGUUAGUAGUUUUUUUUUUUUUAUUCGAAAUAUUUUGCUAUAGUCACAGGUGAGAGUUGUACAACUGUCACCCACGGAAUUUCAGAACAUGUGCAUCAGUUCAUAUGUAUUAGCCGUCACUUCCCAUUGCCUGUCCUUUCUUCUUCUGGGCACUUGGCUGUUUGAACUGGACUCCUUGCACUUCGCAUGUUUCAAGGUUCAUCUACGUUGUAACAUGUGUUAGCAAUCCAUUUUUUUUCCCCUGGGAGUUGAGUAGUAAAUUUCACUAUCUUGAUGGAUACUAGUUUUUUCCGACCUUUAGGCUCUGAUGAAUAAUAUUGACUUGACUAUAGAGGAAGACAUUUCUAUACGGAAGGUAUUUUCAUUGCUCUUCACGAUAUUCAGAGAGUCAGGUUGCUGGGUCCUAGUUAAUUCUAUGUUUAACAUUCUGAAGAACUGCCAGGCUGUUUGCUCGAGCAGCUGAAUGAUUUCCCACUUCUGUCAGCAGUACGUGAGGGCUCAGGUUUUCCAAGUGCCUGCCAACACUUAUUAUUGUCUUUUGGUUUUUAACCAUAGCCAUCCUAUUGGCUAUGGUAUAGUGUUGUCAGGUUUUGGAUUCCAUUCCCCCACUCGCCAGUGAUGCUUAGCAUCUUCCCAUGUGUCUCUGGCUAUUUGCUUCUCUUUGGAGAAAUAUCUAGGUGUAGGCCUUGGGUUAGGUUAUUUUCAAAGUUAUUGGUAAGCUGAAAAAAAAAUGAAGAGACUGCUGACUGCUUGUCUUCCCCUCUUUCUUACCAGUUAGUCAUGGAAUCAUUGUACCAGGACAUAAUCUGGGAGGAUUUCUUUGUAAUGGGAGAAAGUACUCAACAUGGUACCCAAACAAAACUCCAUCUGGGAAGACCUUGGCACCUUCCUCUUGGCAUGCUCCAUGAUUCUGACUGGAGCAGUACAUCUGAGCAGGGCUAUUAGCAGAGUCCUUCAGAGGUACUGAAUGUCCUCCAACUUCACAUUUAAGUUAUGUGUUUUGGAUAGAAGUUCAAUGUACUUAUCUGAAACCGGAAUAUACUGCACGGUGUGCCAGGGUGUGUGGUGAGAGGUGAACUUUGGGAAUCUCACUUCAGUGUCUAUAGUUCACAGGCCCCCAGGUCGGAACAGCGCCUCGAAGGAACACCUGCUACAGGAUACUGGCAAAGCCAUCACACACAGAUGAAAUUACAUGCAACGUGUUUAUUUCCUGAUUCCUCUGCGCCCCAGCCAUGACCCGCUGAGUUAUACCCUUCACUCCAUGGGACCCUGCAACGAGCCAACCCACGCAGGCUCCACUUCAUUUUGCUUUUGUGUUUAACAUGAUGUUUCUCUGUCAUGCACCUCCUAUCCACUCGCAGUGUAAAGAGGUACUUAAAUGUACCUAGCCAUACCGCUGGGGAUUAUGAAACUGGUAAUUCACAAAAGAGCCUUCUGAAUUCUGAAGAUUUACAGCUAGUGACUGCUUCUGAAGGCCUUGUACUCAGAGGCAGUUACCUCACGCUCUGCAUGUACCACGUGUACCAAACCCCACUCCUGUCUUCCAUGGAGGUCUGUCGUAGCGUUUUAAUUGUCCUGAUAUCACAGUGAUCUCCCUAAAUGCACAUCCUUUCUGCAGUGGUAACAGGACACCUUAAACUGGGUGAUUUAUCUGAGUACAAAUCUGUUUUGCUCAUGUCUCUAGAGGCUGGGAGGUGCCCAAGAGCAGAGUGCCAGCAGCCAAUGAGGACCUCAGGGCUGCAUUAUCCCCACAGUGGAACAUUGAAAGGCAAGAGACUGGAGAGGGCCAAACUUGCUUUUGAAGAGGUGGCUCAGGGGUUAGGAGCAUGUUUUUUUCAAACUUACUGUUAAGCUGGGGGAAAAAAAGAUGGUGUUUUUCUUCCCUUCUUUCUUGCUACUUAGUCCUGGAGUCAUUGCACCUGGAUAUAGUUUGGAAUACUUUCUUUGUGGUGGAAAAAGAUGCUCAACUUCCUACCAAAUAGAACUUCCGUGUGAGGAAAUGCAGGGGACCUGAGUGUAGUUCCUACUACUCACAUCAGCUAGCUCAUAAUCACCUCUAACUGGAGCCCUAGAGGGUCCAGCAGCUAACACAAUCACAAUACACAUUAAAAACCAAAUCAAAAUAAACCUGCUCUUCUGAUAACCAAUACGCUCCCACAGUAACCAAUACGCUCCCCACAGUGUUCAUUGUGGGGACAAAGCUUUCUGGUCUAAUCACCUGUAACUUGAGCCACCACCUUUCACUGAGUGUGAAGUGUAGGACCUUGGGGAACACAUUCAAACCAUACCAUUUUAUUUGUAAUUCAAGACCAGUUUUCUAAAAGCCUCCUCAUUGGAAACAAAGGCCAGUUGAUCAGAACCUGGAAGUUCUCUCAUACAGUUGGAGGCCUCAGUUCUGACUAGUUCCAGUUUCUCUCCUAUGCGGAUCUGAUCUCAUUCACUAUACUUAAUUUUACCCUUCCUCAUGCCUUACAUAUUUCCAAAGUUCUAAUUUUAAUUUUGUGUGUAUGUGUGUGGUGUAUGUACUUGCUGGUAUAGGUGUGUGCACAUAUGUGCUUGUGGAAGCCGGAGAUGGAUAUUGGCAUCUUUCCUCGGUUGCCCUCUACCUUUGUCUAUUUAGACAAGGUCUCUCACCUAAACUGGAACUCACUGAUUCUGCUAGGCCAGCUGCCCAGGGAGCUUCAUGGGGCUGCCUAUCUCUGCUCCUCCUCUCAGUACUGUGGUUAGAGGUGUGCACCGUCUCUGCUUCUCCUCUCAGUACUGUGGUUAGAGGUGUGUACCGUCUCUGCUCCUCCUCUCAGUACUGUGGUUAGAGGUGUGCACCGUCUCUGCUCCUCCUCUCAGUACUGUGGUUAGAGGUGUGCACCAUCUCUGCUCCUCCUCUCAGUACUGUGGUUAGAGGUGUGCACCGUCUCUGCUCCUCCUCUCAGUACUGUGGUUUCAGGUGUGCACCUCCGGGCUCAGCUUUUUACAUGGGUGAUGGAGGUUUGAACUCUUGUCUGCCUGGCAGGAACUUUUUGACUGAGCUGUCUUUCCAGCCUCUCAUGAUUGUAUCUUUUUUUUUUUUCCAUUUUUUAUUAGGUAUUUAGCUCAUUUACAUUUCCAAUGCUAUACCAAAAGUCCCCCAUAUCCACCCACCCCUACUCCCCUGCCCACCCACUCCCCCUUUUUGGCCCUGGUGUUCCCCUGUACUGGGGCAUAUAAAGUUUGCAAGUCCAAUGGGCCUCUCUUUCCAGUGAUGGCCGACUAGGCCAUCUUUUGAUAUAUAUGCAGCUAGAGUCAAGAGCUCCGGGGUACUGGUUAGUUCAUAAUGUUGUUCCACCUAUAGGGUUGCAGAUCCCUUUAGCUCCUUGGCUACUUUCUCUAGCUCCUCCAUUGGGAGCCCUAUGAUCCAUCCAUUAGCUGACUGUGAGCAUCCACUUUGUGUUUGCUAGGCCCCGGCAUAGUCUCACAAGAGACAGCUACAUCUGGGUCCUUUCAAUAAAAUCUUGCUAGUGUAUGCAAUGGUGUCAGCGUUUGGAUGCUGAUUAUGGGGUGGAUCCCUGGAUAUGGCAGUCUCUACAUGGUCCAUCCUUUCAUCUCAGCUCCAAAUUUUGUCUCUGUAACUCCUUCCAUGGGUGUUUUGUUCCCAAAUCUAAGGAGGGGCAUAGUGUCCACACUUCAGUCUUCAUUCUUCUUGAGUUUCAUGUGUUUAGCAAAUUAUAUCUUAUGAUUGUAUCUUUAAGGAAUAAAUUAGUUAACUUAUUAAGGAAUAAAUUAGUUAGAAUAAGUGUAUCUGUACUCUAAACCUUAGAUUUUCCAGGUAUAUUUUUGUAUAAGUAGAUACACAGAUAUGAAUGGACCUAGCAGAAAAACCAAAACGUGUGCUGCUGGCAUAAAAGCAAGCAGACCAAAAAUAAUGAGUCUAAAUUACAAGUACUUAAAUUUUAUCCCAAUUUUAUUUGUGCAAAAUAAAUCUAGCAGUAAGUCAGACUUUAUUACAGGUCAAACUUGAGACCAGCAACCUUGAAAUCAUCUUUCCUAGUUCAAAUAGGGCCAGUUAUAAGCCUGUUUUGCAUCUCCUGUGUCCCUAGGUUUGUCUGUGUCUGACCACAGACAUAUGUUUGUAUAUGUCUCCACCCACAGAGUGUCUGGCUGUGUGACAGUUGUAAGUAUGUCCAUCUUUAGAAAUAGAUCUUUAUCUUUAGUGCUAAUUACGUCUCGGCUUCCUUCACGUUGUCAGGGAGUAAGUGUCCUGGGAGAACCCGUGUGCAGUUGGCAGGAUGCUGCCUUCUGACUAAUAGUUUGCAAGUUUUCUCCUGCAGUUCACUUUACAAGCCCAGUGGCAGUCAGUGUCUGAUUUACUAUCAGUGCAACAGAUGGAAGCAGAUUGUUUCUUGCUGUCCAGUGGCCUGGUGGCUGCUGGAGCUGGAGCCAUGAACCUUGACCUUAUGUUUAUUAUUUUUCAUAGUUCAAGGCCAGACUGUGCAGCACAG